Molecule: messenger RNA, 2520 nt
Organism: Cordyceps fumosorosea ARSEF 2679
Lineage: Eukaryota; Fungi; Ascomycota; Sordariomycetes; Hypocreales; Cordycipitaceae
Product: Soluble quinoprotein glucose/sorbosone dehydrogenase
Exons: 1
Coding region: 1-2520 (839 amino acids)
Source: RefSeq, a predicted model, not a curated record
AUGCCUCCUGACGAGGCCGUCGCCGGCACUGAUAAUCGCGGGCCCUCGCAUUACCUCUCUCUGAGAUCCCGCCGUUCCAAUCGCUACCUGGCCGAUGCCACCAAGCAACCAGCCCAAGCCGAGCCGCCUCUACCACUGAACCAGCAUGCGCCACAACAGCUACUGCAGCUACCUCACCACACGCUCGCGCCCAAGUCCUCCAAGCGAAGUCUUCGACACAUCUUUAGCCGCUCAAAACUCGUCAAGGACAAGCCCGAUCAGCAGACUGCUGCACACCGUCUCCGUCAAUCUGAUCUGCGUUUCGUAGAAACCGCCGCAUCGGACAAUCGCAGCGCCUCAAACGUACACAUACCUCUUCCCGAAUCCGACGACCUGUCUGCUUCGGCUAAGCGCGCUUCGUCCGUCCCGAGAGCCCGAUCACUUCGUCGCCAAAGCCACGCCUUGCCGCCUGUAAUGCCUGGCCGCAAGGCUUCUCUCCAGGACAAUGCAUCCCACGAGUCGCUCGCUGCUUGGGAGAUGCCGCAGCUCUUCAAGGCGUUCCCGCAAACUAUUCGUCAGGCGACCCUGCCUGCAGUUACCAUGUCCACGGAAAUGGUUUUGCGGCUUCACGAGAAGAAUAUUUCUGCCGCUUCAGCAGCUGAACAGCUAAGCGCGGAGGAACGCGCCUCCAAAGAAAAGACCAAGAAGAAGCAUGGAAAGAACAUGUCCUUGUCAAACUUGCAAUGGACAUCUAAGAUCUAUCUCUUGACCACAUCGGGGCAUCUACUGCAGUAUUCCGGCGCGGGCAACUAUGAUCGCUUGCCAGAAAAAGUCCUCAAGCUAAGCCAUACUUCUGCAGCCUUUGUUACAGACUCGAUUCCUGGCCAGCACUGGGUUCUGCAAGUCUCAUCCGAGCCAGAGGCUGCCAUCCCGGCGAAUGAACCGAGAUCAAUUCUCUCCAAGCUGUCCAUCCUCGCGGGAGAAAAGCGCGAAACGACCAACAUCUUAAUGGUGUUCGAGAGCCCCAGUGAUCUAGACAGCUGGAUGGCUACCCUGCGCGGUGAAAUUGAAAAGCUUGGCGGACGGCGCAAGCUGUCGGAAACCGGCGUACUUGAACGUCCUGCAGCCCCAAAGCUGGAGCCCAGAGCUAUGGUCGUGCGGGACUCCAGGCGCUUCUCCCAGAGCCCUAGUCGUCGACCAGCAAGUAACGGCGAUGACGAACUUACCCUCAGAGUGAGCGACUUUCAGCAUAGCCGGGACCAGAGCUUGGACGAAAUCUCGACAACAAACAGCAUUGUAUCGCAGGACGGUAGACAACUCGACAACUUGCGAGACAGCAAUGGAAACCGUCUUUCCUUUGCGUCGGCCGAUAGAAGGACUGCUCUAACUUCCGCUGCAUCCUCACCAGAGCGCUCCCCUAUUGUCGAUAUAUUCCCCCGCGAUUCAUCCGAAACCUGCGAAUCUCAUGAGUAUAGUCAUAGCUCAAAAAAGGCUGAUGCAAAACUUCGACCCAAUGCCUCCGUCAUAGCCAACAGGCGCUCUACCAUGCAGGCCGCUGGACUGUUCAUUGAAGUUAAAGCCAACAUUCGCAACUCACAAUCUGAAGAGGACCCCUUUUCCUACAAAACAAGCGAGGCACCCGAGUCGCCAACGGGCCUUGUUGCCCCCAAUUUUAGUGUACCGCAGUCGUCAGCCCGUCGGUUUUCUCACAUGCGCAAUACCUCUUCUAACUCGCAAUCUCCGCCUUCCCCAAAUGCCGCCUGUUUUGCAUCGCGUCUCGCUCGGUCCAAGCCACCUCCCGUGCUGCGAUCAUCGCGACCUCUUUCCAUGGUUGCUGACCACCAAGCACCCAGAGCUGAGCUGCCCGCCCGGCCACCUACUGCCGACGGCACCCACCACAGGCUGUCUCCCGUCAAGGAGCAGGUCAGAGAACAGCGCCAGCGUUUCUCGAGGCGACACAGCCCGCGCAGCUCCGCAGACGGCAAGUCCGACAUGAGCUCUCCGCGCUCUAGCUUGGCCAUCAGCGACCGCAUUACGUCCCCCACUUCAAGUUAUCGCAUAAGCCCCCGACGAAGCCGACCCCCGGUUGCCGGUCUGCGCAAGAACAGUUUCGAGUCAGAUAUGCGCGCCGUGCGCUCCACAAAACAACUUUCCUCCAUGCCCCAAGAACAGGGGAAUGCGCAGGUUUUCGCCUGGACCAGGGGUAUCGCACGCCGUCAAUCCACCGUGGGCUCAUUUUCCUCCGAGCCGUGCACAUCGCAGAAAGAGACGAGACGAGCGAGCAUCAACACCGGCUCUACGCCUAUCGGACACCGCCGCCACUCGUCAGAUGAGAUGCGAGUGGCUUCGGUUCUACCGCCUAUGCCACCGCCACCGUCUGGUCCCUUGCCUGCGUUGCCAGGGUCUUCUUCUAGCCCGAAGACAGAGAAGAGCCGAGCUCUACUGAACCGUCGAAGCAUGCCACAGAUGAUGCCCCCCCCUCUCCCACCACCACUGCGGGAGCUUCCUCCCCUUCCACCAAUUGCAUCCGUGCGGGUGUAA